AUGUCGUUCAGUCAAAGGAGACCUCGAACAUCGCAGUUGGUGGAGCUCCAUGUUUUUUAUGUCCCAGAAGAAGUGUGGAACUUCAAGCUGAAUACAGUUCCUGUGGCUCUUACUAGCAAAUUCAUCUCAGCCGGAUUUAUAAGGGUGCCUCCUCACAUCACAUUAAGAGCGCUACGGGAGAAGCUUGGAGAGUACCUGGGUGGAGCUGCAGUUGCAGAUAAAUUCACAUUUUUAAAAUGCAUUGGGAAAAAACUAGCAGUGGUGAAAGCAAAGCAAGAAACAGAACUGGAACUGAAGUCAUUUGCUCCCCCUUAUGCACUUUAUCCUGAAUUAUAUGUAUUACCUGGAGUGGAAUACUUUGAAGAUGUUUAUCCAUUGUCGUCAUCAACUCAACAGAAACAUCACUUCAAUGCAGAAACUAAUGGAUCAAGAUUAUCCAGUCUUCCCCAAAAAAACCCUGAAAAAAGCAAACGAUUUUUAGAAAGCACGCAAAGCAGUCAUCAGCUAGAAAGUCAGGAAGUGCACAGUUCUGUCAAAUGGGGUGAGGAAGAACCUGUUCCAGCUUUGCACACAAAACAUGAGCAAGACCAUAACAACAGGAUUCAAGAAAAACAGAUACAGUUUAGAGAAGAAGAUCAAAAUGGAUCCAGAGCAUCUCUCUUUGCACCAAGUAAUUCAAAUCCUGCAGAUUCGGAGUCUGGAGAGAGUGAUAUGCUAUUACAGGCCUCUCAGCAAAAUCAUCUCGGCCAGAAUCAAAAAGAGCAUAAUACUCCCAAGUGGAAUGACAAAGCCAAAGGAACUGCUCUUACUCUUCCUGUAAACCACAGUGAUGAACAAGGCCAGAAUAACCAAACACCCCAAAAUCCCAUUAAAUAUCGAAAGGUUCGUAAGGGAUCUUCAGUCUCUGAAAGGCAGAAAAGAGUUAGAUACAGCAUUAAACUAAGCACCAAACUGCUCAUUACAAACAUGGAAAAUAAUGACCAUCAAAAAGAUACCAAACUAAGAAGAGACAGAACACAGGAUUCUGGAAUUCCUAAAACAGUGAAAGGCCAAACCACAGAACAUGUACACAAAACCCAAAGCUUGCAGCAAUACAGAACUAGCAAGUCUAUAGCUGAUCCUGGUGAAAAACUGGAUAGUCAGGCAGAUCAAAACAAGCGAAAUCAUCUUACUUGUCCAAAAGAAUAUAUUUCGCCUCCUAGUCCGCCUUUUCUGGCACUUUCUGUAAAUCCAGCUCAAGUUCCCGCAAUUCAGGCAGAAAAAAAGAAGAUGGUAGAACGAUUGCAACGAAUGAAGAAAGACAGAAUGCACAUGGAAAAAAUUAGAGAAGAACUGAUCAAAAAAGCUAAAGGGCUCCUGGAACAAAAUAAGCUGAGGAGAUACCACGUUCGUGAGGAAUGGAAAAAGAAGUACUUUGAAACUAAGAAAGCUACGGUUUCACUGGAGGACGCUUUAAACAAACUGCGACAAGAUUUAGAGCUUUACCACCAGAAAUUACUCUUGCAAUUGGAAGCCAGAGAUAGCCGAAAACGACCAAACAAUAUGACAACCUCCAAGAAUUACACAAUCAUCCGGAUUACUACAGUGCAGCAUGAACUCGAUCAACUGAGGAGGAGGCUGGAUGAUACAAAAAUGAAACUCAUAAUAGAAAUUAAGAUGAGAAAGCAGGCAGCAUCUGAUUUACGAGCACUGAGAGCGGAACUGACACAUAAGAAGAUUCACUCAGCUUUAAUUCUCCAGUCCAGAAAAUCGGGGAUCUAA
Molecule: messenger RNA, 1761 nt
Organism: Pygoscelis adeliae (Adelie penguin)
Lineage: Eukaryota; Metazoa; Chordata; Aves; Sphenisciformes; Spheniscidae
Gene: SPATA1
Product: spermatogenesis associated 1
Exons: 14
Coding region: 1-1761 (586 amino acids)
Source: RefSeq, a predicted model, not a curated record